AGAGCCUGAGAGAUGGCUGCGGCUGCUUUGGGUUCUGAGCUGUCUAUUGAAACUUUCUCCAGCAUUUCCAACUCUUUGAACUUGUAUUCCGGAAAAUACUACAUGAUCGGCAAUGGAACAGUGCUAUCCACAAGAGAGCAGACUGCUGAAAGAGAAACUAAUAACUGUAUUUCCUGUAAGCCCUGACCAAGCAAUACAGAUGUGCUGCAAUGGUGACAUAAACUAUUGACUGAGACUGGGGAAAUAGUUCAACACCAUCUUUUCUUUUAUUCUUCAUGGUGCUUCUCGGAGUAGUCAAAGAACAUACCCACAGCAUGAGUUUUAUCAUGAAGCUUCACAGACACUUUCAACGGACAGUUAUUCUGCUCGCCACUUUUUGUAUGGUGAGCAUUAUUAUUUCUGCUUACUACCUGUACAGUGGCUACAAACAGGACAACGAACUCUCUGAGGUGGCUUCAGAAGUGGACUGUGGUGACCUUCAACACAUAGCAUAUAGGCUAGCAGAAGUGAAAACAGUGAAGAUUUCUGAUCCCUUGCAAACUGACCCCAUGGUUCUGGUGUUUGUGGAAAGCCAGUACUCAUCCCUGGGUCAAGACAUUAUUAUGAUUCUAGAAUCAAAUAGGUUCCAGUAUCACAUUGAAAUUGCUUCUGGAAAGGGAGACCUCCCAGCACUUACAAACAAAACUAAAGGGAAAUAUAUUCUCAUUAUUUAUGAGAAUAUUUUAAAGUAUAUAAACAUGGACUCCUGGAAUAAAAGCCUUUUAGACAAGUACUGUGUAGAAUAUGGUGUGGGUAUCAUUGGAUUCCACAAAACUAGUGAGAAGAGUACACAAAGCCUUCAGUUGAAAGAUCUCCCUGUUUCUAUAAAUGGAAACCUUGCAGUGAAGGAUUGCUGUAUCAAUCCUCAUUCCCCAGUGCUUCAUGUGACCAAAUCAUCCAAGCUUGAAAAGGGUUCUUUACCUGGAAAUGACUGGACAGUUUUUCCAAUUAACCACUCAGCCUACCAACCAGUAAUAUUUGCCAAAGUUAAGACUCCAGAAAACCUUUCUCCUCCCAUCUCUAAAGGUGCUUUCUAUGCCACAGUCAUCCAUGACCUGGGCCUUCAUGAUGGGAUUCAACGAGUUCUUUUUGGCAACAACCUGAACUUUUGGCUGCACAAGCUCAUCUUCAUAGAUGCUAUUUCCUUCUUGUCGGGAAAGAGACUUACCUUGUCGUUGGACAGGUACAUCCUUGUGGACAUUGAUGACAUAUUUGUGGGGAAGGAAGGAACGAGAAUGAACACCAAUGAUGUUAAGGCCCUGCUUGACACUCAGAAUCUUUUGCGUACACAAAUCACAAAUUUUACAUUCAACCUUGGAUUUUCAGGGAAAUUUUACCAUACAGGAACAGAAGAGGAAGACAAAGGGGAUGACUGUCUAUUGGGGUCUGUGGAUGAGUUCUGGUGGUUUCCUCAUAUGUGGAGUCAUAUGCAGCCUCACCUCUUCCACAAUGAAUCAUCUUUGGUGGAGCAGAUGAUUCUCAACAAAAAAUUUGCCUUAGAGCAUGGCAUUCCCACAGACAUGGGCUAUGCAGUGGCCCCUCACCACUCAGGUGUCUACCCUGUGCACGUUCAGCUUUACGAGGCCUGGAAGAAGGUUUGGGAUAUUAAAAUCACCAGCACUGAAGAAUAUCCACAUCUGAAACCGGCUAGACAUCGGAGAGGCUUCAUCCACAAAAACAUCAUGGUUCUUCCGAGACAGACCUGUGGGCUUUUUACUCAUACAAUUUUCUACAAAGAAUAUCCAGGAGGUCCAAAGGAACUGGACAAGAGUAUUCAAGGAGGUGAACUCUUCUUCACUGUAGUACUCAAUCCAAUCAGUAUUUUCAUGACACAUUUGUCUAAUUAUGGAAACGACAGACUGGGUUUAUACACCUUUGUGAACCUGGCCAAUUUCGUGCAGACUUGGACCAACCUACGUCUUCAGACUCUGCCCCCAGUGCAGCUGGCUCACAAAUACUUUGAGCUCUUUCCUGAUCAGAAAGACCCUCUCUGGCAGAAUCCUUGUGAUGACAAACGCCACAGAGACAUUUGGUCUAAAGAAAAAACCUGUGAUCGCUUACCAAAAUUCCUGGUGAUAGGACCCCAGAAAACUGGUACCACUGCUUUGUAUUUGUUCCUGCUUAUGCAUCCCUCCAUCCUUAGUAACUCCCCCAGCCCAAAAACCUUUGAGGAGGUACAGUUCUUUAAUAGAAAUAACUACCACAGGGGGAUUGAUUGGUAUAUGGAUUUCUUCCCUGUUCCAUCCAAUGUCACCACUGACUUUCUAUUUGAGAAGAGUGCCAAUUACUUCCAUUCAGAGGAAGCUCCUAGAAGGGCUGCUUCACUGAUCCCUAAGGCUAAGAUCAUCACCAUUCUCAUUGACCCAUCAGACCGAGCCUACUCCUGGUACCAGCAUCAGCGAUCACAUGAAGACCCUGCAGCUCUCAAGUUUAGUUUCUACGAAGUGAUCUCUGCUGGGCCCCGUGCACCCUGGGAACUUAGAACCUUGCAGAAGAGAUGCCUGGUCCCUGGGUGGUAUGCCAUCCACAUUGAGAGAUGGCUUGUGUAUUUCCCCCCCUUUCAGUUGCUAAUUAUUGAUGGGCAGCAGCUAAGAACGGACCCUGCAACAGUGAUGGAUGAAGUCCAGAAGUUUCUAGGCGUAUCACCCCAUUUUAAUUACUCUGAAGCUUUAACGUUUGAUUCUCACAAAGGCUUUUGGUGUCAGUUACUGGAAGAAGGUAAAACAAAAUGCCUUGGAAAGAAUAAAGGAAGAAAAUACCCACCAAUGGAUACUGAUAGCAGAGCAUUUCUGUCAAGCUACUACCGAGAUCACAACAUAGAGCUCUCUAAGCUGUUGCACAGACUGGGCCAGCCUCUUCCAUCCUGGCUGAGACAGGAGCUGCAGAAAGUGAGAUAGCACUGAGAGAAAAGAAAACUCAAGCAUUAUUAUUUCAUGACUAGCACACACCGUUUCCAAAGCUUACAGAGCUACCAAAAAGGCUGUCAAAAAUAUACCUCUUCAAACAACAACAGAAAAGAAAGAAAGAAAGUUCCGUCCAUGUGCUGGCAUGUGGAUUAUUUUUGGAGGAAAAGAAAAUAAAAUAUCUCUUAUAAACAUCGAGGCCUAUGGCCUUCCUCUUAACCCAUAUCUGAGCCUGGAGCAUAUUACAGUCUACUGUGCACUCAUAGGGAAACCAAUAGCAACCAAUAUCAAUUAAAAAAAAAAACACAAAUGCCAAGCUAUUCCAUUUCAUCAUAAUAUUUACACUGUUGCAUAAUAACUAAACUCAUGUCUCUGUAGAUUUUGGAACCACUGUUUGCCUGUAAAGUGUUUUAUUAUUCUUUGAUUCUAUGAAAUAUCCUGCAGAAGAACUAAAAGAAACACACAAUGUAACACAAAAUUCCAAAAACAUAACAUUUAUGAAAACAUUUUCAAAUUUGAAAUCCACUGACAUAUUUAGAAAGAAUUACAAAUGAGAAUUUGUGCUCAAUCUGAGAGUAGAAAGUUAUAUAUAUGAUUUAUAUCCAUUAACAGGAAGCAAAAGACAAGUACUACAACAAAGAAAAGUAAUUUUGAUUUAAAUGGCCUAGUACACUUACAUAUAAAUUAUUAAUUCUUCCAUCAUAUCAUAAUUAUUAUACUGAAGUAUAUGUUAUAAAACUGUUGGAUGGUACUGAUUAUACCAAAAUAAUAAAUAAUAAUGUGAGUGUGCUGAUACAUUCUCUAAGAGAAAGACACAAUAAGGAAUUAGAGAGACAACAUUGAGAAAUCUGUGUUCACUGUGAGCCUAUUCAAGUCCUCUCAAGGAGUACUGAAAUGUGUAUAUGGGGUCUACAGUAAGUGUCAUCUCUAGAAACAGAGUGACUGUUGUGUGCAUAGAAUCCACUGAACAAAAUCUACUAAAUGAAAACUGACAGUUUUCUGAGAUGAUUUGUUUAGGCUACUUAUAUGUGUAUUAUUGGAAAAUUACACUUUUCCAGGUAGUUCAAAAUAUAAUUAUAUAACAUACAGAGUUAUGGUAAAGACAAUUUCUAUAUGACUUUGAAUCAAAUGUUUGAAAUGAUACUUCUGCUAUAAGGAAAAAAAAUAAGCAGGAUAAUAUCUCAUUUUGGAGUAUAUUUUGCAUAUUUGUAUCUUCCACAUCUAUGAGAAAUAGUAGAUCAUUGUUAAAUUUACAAAUUAUCUACUAACACAAAUGCAGGAAGUACAAAAUGAGUAAGACACGGUUCUUGAAAUAUAUUUACACUUACAAUUUAAAUUUUAGCAUAUGAAUAAUAUGCAUUCAUAAAGGACCACAAUAAUGCAUAUUUACUUUACUGUGUUAAUGUUUACUGAAUUUUAAAUGUACUUUACACAUAAAUAUAUGUAAUAAAUACAUGUCCUGCUAUGCUUGCAUAAGGUGUGUUUAGAAAAAAAGAUAGGCAAGAAAAACUAAUAGCCUAACUAUUUUGAUUAUUAUAAUGUGAAACACUGUGUUUUUUAAAUUAUUUACUAAUUAGAAACCAAGUUGUGGUAUCUUUCCAAUUGCAUUAAUUUCUUUGUGUACUACUAUCAAUUCAGUUUUUUAAAAAGCUUUUAUGUGCUCACAAAAUGCAUUAAUUUUUAAGUAGUUACCAAAAAGAGAACCUAAUUUUAAGAAGCAACAUCAGAAUCAUUUGAGCACAUCAGUACCUGCUCAGAUACACUAGAACAGUUACCACAGACUUGUAUCCCCAUUAACUUAAGGAAAUUGACUCAAGAGGUUCAGACACAGUGGGACUGGGACCCCACAGUUAAAUACAGUGUCAUUUCCUGUUGAUACCUAUUGACACUAAUUAAAGAAAUAAGGAAAAGCAAACUGAUACAUAUAUGCUUUAAGAUGAUAUAUAUUGGACUUCUAAAUAAAGGGACUACUGUCAUCCUUUUGUCUUGGUAGACAGAGCUAACUAAACAGUUCAUCCAUUAAAAUAAAUGGUAAAAGCAUACUCCAUGUUUAUAUAAUGAAAGAAAAAAAAAGAAAUGAUGGUACUAAAAUAUGCUCAUUCACAAACACAUGUUUAAUCCUGUAUAGAAAAGCAGACCUUUGAAAGGAUUUUUAACCACUCAGUAUGUCUUAGAGAUAGCAACAAAAUCCAGAGGACAUGCAUACCUUUCAUACUGUGAACUCCAGCCAAUGAUUAAGCUAAUCUGAAAGAAACAGAAAUACACAUAAUAAAUGGAUGAGAGAUAACAUGAUUUUAAACUAGCUUUGUGUAGAAUGCCCUUUUUUCAUUGCUUAAAAUAUGGAGCUUCCUCAGGAAGUAAAGAAGUAGUUAUUUCAAUGUUUAUAGCUAUAAUAUUAUUGUCAUUCACAUUGAAUGAAAAUUACUGGAAACAUUUUUUUUCUCCGAGUUCUUUUUAAGAAAAAACUUCAAUAUAAUUCUAAUAAUGGCAUGGUACCUCAUAUGUAUAACAAUAAACUCUGGUAUGAAAAUGAA
Messenger RNA from Jaculus jaculus (lesser Egyptian jerboa), 5476 nucleotides. It is a transcript of the gene Ndst3, whose product is annotated as N-deacetylase and N-sulfotransferase 3. Gene Ontology annotation, cellular component: Golgi apparatus. The transcript has 15 exons. NCBI's taxonomy places the organism in Eukaryota, Metazoa, Chordata, Mammalia, Rodentia, Dipodidae. The record is from RefSeq and is a predicted model, not a curated record. Bases 276 to 2936 code for a protein of 886 amino acids. Gene Ontology annotation, molecular function: heparan sulfate N-sulfotransferase activity; deacetylase activity.